GACCACAUCCAUCCAUCCAUCUUCAUCCUCAUCCUCAUCACCACUCACACAUCCUCCCUCAUCACAACAACCACACCUACCACAAUCAUGCUCCGCCAAUCCAUCACCAAGCCCAUCACCACCACCAACCGUCUCCUCGUUAGCCGCUCAUUCUCAGCUCUCGCUCCCAGAAUGGGCGCUGGUGAUACCGGGGCUCCUCGUGCAGGAGGUGCCGCACACUCUGACUCAUUCACCAAGCGCGAAGCCGCCCAAGAGGGAAAGUACAUUCACGACAAGGAGAUCGAGAAGCUUCGUGCUCUGAGGGCCAAGGUCCAGGAACAGCGCAAGCACCUUGAUGAGCUGGAUAAGCACAUUGACGACAUCACCAAGAACCAGGGCGGAGAGCAGAACUAGAUAUGAUGACACUACUUUGAAACGACCGUGUUCGUUUGAACUGAUGAUAUGACACCUACCUACUUGACCUACUUAGCUAGCAGCUAGUGGUGCUGGGAUUCCUAGCUCGCUACUGACCUACGCAAACAUGUAAUCUCUCCUCUCCAUCUACGUUCUACAUAGCAUAGCCGGUAAUCCAUGUUCAUGGCGAUUAUCAUUAUUCCCAUUGAAAGACUCCAGCGGUUAAAUUGCGGAUAAGAAAAGCAUGCCUAAACCAUCCUGUACCUUGUUACAUAAUUCCCUCUAUCGCCGUCCCAUGUAAGAGCGGUAGAAAUCGUCCGCAGCGCUGGCGCCCAUGGUCGAGCUGCCGAGGCCAUAGCCAAAGCGUGACGAGAGAGACUGGCCUGCCUUCUGGGCGGCGUUCACCUUGGCCUGCAGCUCGCUGGUGCCCACGUCGAUGACUUGCAGUUGCGCCAGGUGUGAGUUGAGGAUGCGGACGAUUUGCGAGAUC
Messenger RNA from Aspergillus sclerotioniger CBS 115572, 883 nucleotides. RefSeq lists its product as uncharacterized. The coding region runs from base 88 to 393 and encodes 101 amino acids. The record is from RefSeq and is a predicted model, not a curated record. Gene Ontology annotation, cellular component: mitochondrion. Gene Ontology annotation, biological process: negative regulation of ATP-dependent activity. Lineage: Eukaryota; Fungi; Ascomycota; Eurotiomycetes; Eurotiales; Aspergillaceae. The transcript has 4 exons. Gene Ontology annotation, molecular function: ATPase inhibitor activity.